ACCGAAAUCUCCGCGUCGGCUGCUAGUGUGCUAACGGACACCCUGCGGGAAACAUCGUUGCCGCCGCCAAUCUCAUGCGCGUGUGACAUUACUGACGAGUGUAUUUACGCGAUAGACGACGAAAUAUCAUUCCGUAAUUUCAAUCUAUUCCGCGGUGCUGCAGUGAUGACAUAUUAUAUUUGUGUUUUUUUCUUCGAAUAUUUCUGCCUGAUUGACUGCCGUUAAAAUACAAAUUUAUUUUCACGGGUAACUGUAUGUUAUAAUACAAUACCUUGCAACUAUCUGUUAUUUACCAGCAGCAUCAGUUUUUUUCAAUGCAAUCGUUGAUAAUUUACUGGAAAUGGAAACGCUGCAGGUCAAUACUACAGUCUGGAAUCUGAUGGUUUGUUUUUGUCUUCUUAUCACAAGUGUUAUCAUAGUCGGCAGUAGUUCACAGCAGACGGGUAAAGAAGUCGAUCCGAACGCUAAUUCGGUGAACCAAUUCAGUCAUGAAACGUCAAUGCCAAGAUUUGCCGAAUCCAUACCAAACGUCACGGUCAGCAUUGGCAGAGACGCACUGUUGGGGUGUGUGGUAGACAACCUACGUGGAUUCAAGGUCGCAUGGGUCAGGGUAGAUACUCAGACAAUUUUAUCCAUUCACCACAACGUUAUUACCCAAAAUCCUAGGGUAACGCUUUCUUACAACGAUCACCGUUCGUGGUAUUUACAUAUUAGAGACGUGCAUGAAGAAGAUCGGGGAUGGUACAUGUGCCAAGUGAACACGGAUCCGAUGAGAAGUCGACAAGGGUACUUGCAAGUGGUCGUACCCCCAAGCAUCAUAGACAGGGAGACAAGCUCAGACAUGAUGGUGCGCGAAGCCAGUAAUGCCACUUUAAUAUGCAAAGCUACCGGAUAUCCAGAACCGUAUGUAAUGUGGCGGAGGGAGGACGGCCACGAUAUUAAUUACAAUGGAGAUACAGUUAAUUUCAUUGACGGUGAAGUGUUGCACAUAACGAGAGUGAGUAGGCUCCACAUGGGUGCUUAUUUGUGCAUAGCCUCGAACGGUGUUCCUCCUUCUAUCAGUAAAAGAGUCACACUCAAUGUUCAAUUUCCUCCCAUGUUGACUAUUUCGAAUCAACUGGUGGGUGGCUAUAUUGGCCAGGAUAUCAAAUUAGAAUGUCACACUGAAGCGUUUCCAACGUCCAUAAACUUUUGGACGACCGAAAAGGGUGACAUGAUCGUUUCGGAUAUGACGGUUUCAGGCGAAAAAUAUGAGGCAAUAUCUACGAACAGCGGAUACAAUGACUACAUGAUCCUGAAGAUUAGAAAAUUGUCGCCAGAAGAUUUUGGAUCAUACAAAUGUGUUGCGAAGAAUUCACUGGGCGAAACCGAUGGAUUCAUCAAACUAGAUCAAAUCGCAGUGCCGUCGAGACCUAUGGUGAUUACCGAAGAACCAGAUUACGAACGAAAAGAUUUUGAUGACGAUAGCAACGGUGACCCAUCGGAAACUGUCUUCAACUCGUUGCCAACAGACAACAGUUCGCUCAACUCGGACGCUGUUCGGUGGUCGCACGAUGGUGUCUUUGGUUGGAUUGCAUCGGCCGGAUGUUGUUGGAUGGCAUUAGCAUUAGUAUUUGACAGGUGAUCGUCACCGGUCAUCAAUUUAUCGUAACAUUCAAUGCGUAAACGUCGUUGUGCAUGUUGUUGUUACACGAUCGAAAUAUAGUGCGGUGAUGAGUCAUCAUCUCACCCCGGAACAGAAACAAACUAUAGUAAUUUUUUAUGCCCUUACAUUUUCGUGUUUUUGGUUUUUUGUUUAGUAUAAGUGCGUUAUUUUCCUCCUGCAUUUUGUAAGAUAAAAAUUAAAAAAAAUCAAUGGAUGUUGUGCCGACGAUUAUGUUAUAUUAUACGAUUAAAU
Messenger RNA from Melanaphis sacchari, 1897 nucleotides. RefSeq names its product lachesin-like. The coding region runs from base 341 to 1624 and encodes 427 amino acids. The record is from RefSeq and is a predicted model, not a curated record. NCBI's taxonomy places the organism in Eukaryota, Metazoa, Arthropoda, Insecta, Hemiptera, Aphididae. Gene Ontology annotation, cellular component: neuron projection. The transcript is spliced from 11 exons.